AUGCCUCGCCCUCGGCAUAAGACCACUGCUCUGCCUCGGGAUCUCCGAUCCGAGCUCGGAAUCCGCGAUAGCUACGGCGAAAAGAAGCGUCGUCUCAACGGACCUGCCUCGCGCAAAGAGCGCCGCCAAAAUGAGCGUACGGAGAAGAAAUCUCGACAUGCAGCCUCGCAACACAAGAAGACUUUUGAGCGCCCACAGCAGCGGCCUCAGCAGAAAACUCAGCGACCAGCUCAGGUCGACAGCGACGACAUGGACCUUGACGAGGAACCAAGCGCACAGCCGACAAAGUCUAAAUCUACGAAGGAGACUGCGAAGAAACCCAAGUCAAUUCUGAAGAAAGCACCUGUUCAACAAGAGUCUGAAUCCGAGUCUGAAUCCGAGCUUCAGUUUGACUCCGGAUCAGAGAUAGAUCUCAACGAGGAUGACAGUGAAGAUGAAGAUGAGGAGUCGGACGACGAUGCGUCCGAAGAUGAACCCGAGGAAGAUAUCCCGUCUGCAAGGCACAUCUCAGGAUCAGUUAAGUCCAAAUUGGCGCAAGACGAUGCCGAGAUCGCUGCAUUGGAGAAGAAGCUUGGCCUCAAGAAAGGUAAAUUGCCGAAGGCCUCUGAGGACGACGGAUUGGAUGAUUUGCUGGGAGACCUUGGCGGUAUCGGCGGUGAUGGCUCAGAGGACGAGAGCAAGAAGCGCAAAAGAGAAGCCGACGAUUGGCUACGGAACAAACGACUCAAGGCCAAGAACUUGCAGGCUCAACAAACCGCAGAAGACGAUAGUGAAAUGGAUAGCGCUGAGGAUUUUGAUCUGGACGAGGAAGUUUUCGGGAGCGAUGACGACGAGGCAGCAGAUGGAAGCGAUUUCGAUGGCUUCGACGAGGAAGAGAGGAAAGAGCCCAAGCAGAAAGAAAAUCCUUAUAUCGCCCCGGUCACAAAGCCUGAACCCACAGCUCAGAAAUACAUCCCACCUUCACUGCGCGCGCGCCUUGACCCGGAAAACGAAUCUUUGACUCGACUCAAGCGCCAAGCACAGGGACAUCUGAACAAAUUGUCCGAAGCUAACAUGCUUUCAAUUGUUGCUGAAUUCGAAAAGCUCUACCGCGAUUACCCUCGUCAACAUGUCACAUCCACCUUGAUCAAUUUGCUGAUGGGAUUGAUCUGUGAGAGGGCGGCUCUGCAGGAUACCUUCCUCAUUUUGCAUGCAGGUUUCAUUGCGGCGUUGUACAAGCUGCUGGGAAUGGACUUUGGCGCAGAGAUUGUUCAAACCGUUGUCGAAACAUUGGAUGCUGAUGGUGAUGAGCGAGGAAAGUUCCAAGGAAAAGAAGCUACCAACUUGGUGUCUCUUCUGUCACAACUUUACAACUUCCAUGUUAUCGGUUCCUCGUUAAUGUUCGAUUACGUUCGUCUUUAUGUGAACGAGAUUACAGAGACGAACACCGAACUUUUGCUUAAGAUUAUUCGGAAUUCUGGCCCUCAGCUCCGACUGGAUGACCCAUCUGCGCUCAAGGACAUUGUACUGCUCAUUCAGCCCGCGGUUGCCAAAGCCGGCGAAGACAGUCUGUCUGUUCGAACCAAGUUCAUGAUCGACCUCAUCACAGAUUUGAAGAACAACCGCGCAAAGGCCUCCGCUGCAAUUGGCGCAGGUAUUACCACGGAACACAUCACCAAAAUGCGCAAGAUUUUGGGUUCUUUGAACAGUUCUCGCACUAUCCGUGCAUCCGAACCUAUUAACAUCUCCCGUGACGAUAUCCACAAUUCUUCGAAGAAGGGCAAAUGGUGGCUGGUUGGCGCAAGCUGGAAGGAAGAUCCUCUUGUAGCUGCACAGCGUGAAAUGGCCCUCGUUCAAGAAAGCCAGACCCAAGUCCAAGACGACGAAAGCGACGGCGAGCCUGACUUUGGUGUCCUCGCUAGAGCCCACCGCAUGAACACAGAUGUCCGUCGCUCGAUCUUUGUUGCCAUCAUGUCUGCCAAUGACUUCCAGGAUGCGCAUGUCCGACUCAUGAAGCUUCGCCUCAAGCGUGCUCAGGAAUUCGAAAUCCCCCGUGUGCUCCUGCAUUGUGCUAUGGAAGAACAGGGCCACAACCCUUACUACUCCCUUAUCGCACGCCGACUUUGUGGUGAUUUGGGACGUCGUAUCAAGAUGUCAUUUAUGUUUGCGCUGUGGAAUGUCUUCAAGAAGAUGGGUGAGCGCGGAGAUAUGGACGAGGAUGAAGAUGAUCACUUUGACCCCGACGAUGAGGAGAACGGCGUCAGCAUGAAGUCUGUGGUUAACCUGGCCAAGAUGUUCAGCACCCUCAUUACUGACGGUAGCUUGACACUGAGCAUUUUGAAGAAUCUCAACUUCGCAUACCUGCAACCCAAGACCAAGACCUUCGUCGAAGUCUUGAUCAUCAGUAUCAUUCAGCAAUCCCAGAAGUCCAAGAAGAAGAAGAAGAGUUCCAAGAGCGCUUCAACCGACGAGGAAGGCAGGAAUGAAGAAGCUUUGAUGCAGGUCUUCCUACGUGUCAAGGAAACCCCACACAUUGGCAAGGGCCUUAUCUACUUUGUGCGAAAGGUUGUCGCGAAGAGUGACAUUGUCUCCCCCGAGGAACUGAAACUCGUUCGGUGGGGAUGCAAUGUGGCUGUUGAUGCCCUUAAGGCUGUUGCGGACUAG
Molecule: messenger RNA, 2643 nt
Organism: Penicillium paradoxum
Lineage: Eukaryota; Fungi; Ascomycota; Eurotiomycetes; Eurotiales; Aspergillaceae
Product: MIF4G domain-containing protein
Exons: 2
Coding region: 1-2643 (880 amino acids)
Biological process (GO): ribosomal small subunit biogenesis
Cellular component (GO): nucleolus
Molecular function (GO): RNA binding; protein binding
Source: RefSeq, a predicted model, not a curated record